Molecule: messenger RNA, 4445 nt
Organism: Clupea harengus (Atlantic herring)
Lineage: Eukaryota; Metazoa; Chordata; Actinopteri; Clupeiformes; Clupeidae
Gene: pygmb
Product: phosphorylase, glycogen, muscle b
Biological process (GO): glycogen catabolic process
Cellular component (GO): cytoplasm
Molecular function (GO): pyridoxal phosphate binding; glycogen phosphorylase activity
Source: RefSeq, a predicted model, not a curated record
AGCUGCAGAAGAUAAACUACAGUCGGUGCUGUAGACACGGACGGUCUAGUCUGAAGGUGAGAAUAGUGACGCGCACUGUCAUAGACUGUCAGUUUGGCAUCGCUACGCGCUUACCCGACGCACAGGCCAUCUUUACUAGAUAAAGCUAUUAAGUACACUUUUUCAGGAUGCCGAAGCCUCUGACAGACCAGGAAAAGAGGAAGCAAAUUUCCGUGCGAGGGUUGGCCGGAGUUGAAAAUGUUGCAGACCUCAAGAUCAAUUUCAACCGACAUCUCCACUUCACGCUGGUGAAAGACCGCAAUGUGGCGACCAGACGCGACUACUAUUUCGCACUUGCCCACACGGUUCGCGACCACCUCGUCGGAAGAUGGAUCCGCACGCAACAGCAUUACUAUGAGAAAGAUCCAAAACGGGUCUACUACCUCUCUCUGGAGUUCUACAUGGGCCGGACGCUGCAGAACACCAUGGUGAACCUGGCACUGGAGAACGCCUGUGACGAGGCCAUCUACCAGCUUGGUCUGGACAUGGAGGAGCUUCAGGAAAUGGAGGAAGAUGCCGGGCUGGGAAAUGGUGGCCUUGGCCGUCUUGCAGCAUGUUUCCUGGACUCCAUGGCGACUCUGGGUCUGGCUGCCUAUGGCUACGGCAUCCGCUACGAGUUUGGUAUCUUCAACCAGAAGAUUUCAGAGGGCUGGCAGAUUGAAGAGGCUGACGAUUGGCUGCGCUAUGGCAACCCUUGGGAGAAGGCCCGCCCUGAGUACAUGCGCCCGGUGCACUUCUACGGCAGGACAGAGCACCACCCUGACGGAGUGAAAUGGGUGGACACACAGGUUGUCCUGGCGCUGCCUUAUGACACGCCCGUCCCAGGCUACAGGAACAACAUCGUCAACACCAUGAGACUGUGGUCCGCCAAAGCCCCCUGUGAAUUCAACCUCAAGGACUUUAACGUGGGCGGCUACAUCCAGGCUGUGCUGGACAGGAACCUGGCUGAGAACAUCUCCCGUGUCCUCUACCCCAACGACAACUUCUUUGAGGGCAAGGAGUUGCGUCUGAAGCAGGAGUACUUUGUGGUCGCUGCUACUCUUCAGGACAUCAUCCGUCGCUUCAAAGCCUCCAAAUUCGGCUCCACAGAGAUUGUGCGCGUAGACCUGACCACACUCCCUGAUAAGGUGGCCAUCCAGCUCAAUGACACACACCCCGCCAUGGCCAUCCCAGAGCUCAUGAGGAUCCUCCUGGAUGAUGAGAAAAUCGACUGGGACAAGGCCUGGGAUAUCUGUGUGCGUACAUGUGCCUACACUAACCACACAGUCCUCCCCGAGGCCCUGGAGCGCUGGCCCAUCGACCUGUUCCAGAACCUCCUGCCCCGCCACCUGGAGAUCGUCUACGAGAUCAACCGCCGCCACCUGGAGCGCAUUGCCUCUCUCUUCCCUGGAGAUGCCGACCGCCUGCGUCGCAUGUCCCUGAUUGAGGAGGGCGACCAGAAGAAGAUCAACAUGGCUCACCUCUGCAUCGUGGGCUCCCACGCCGUCAACGGAGUCGCCCGCAUCCACUCCGAGAUCAUCAAAGCUUCUGUUUUUAAGGAUUUCUAUGAGGCUGAUCCCGAUAAGUUCCAGAACAAGACGAACGGUAUCACUCCUCGCCGCUGGCUGGUCAUGUGCAACCCUGGACUCGCUGAGGUCAUCGCAGAGAGAAUUGGAGAGGACUUCAUUCGUGAUCUAGACCAGCUUAAGAAGCUGCGGAAGUUUGUGGAUGAUGACGCUUUCCUCCGUGAUGUCAACAAAAUUAAGCAGGAGAAUAAGAUGAAGUUCGCUGUCCACCUUGAGGAGCACUACAAGGUGAAGAUCAACCCCAACUCCAUGUUUGAUCUGCACGUGAAGAGGAUCCACGAGUACAAGAGGCAGCUGCUCAACUGCCUGCACAUCAUCACCCUCUACAACCGCAUUAAGAAGGAGCCCAACAAGGUCUGGACCCCAAGGACAGUCAUGAUUGGAGGAAAGGCUGCUCCAGGUUAUCACACCGCCAAGAAAAUCAUUCGCCUCAUCACCGCCAUUGGUGAGGUGGUCAACCACGACCCUGUGAUUGGCGAUCGCCUCAAGGUCAUUUUCCUGGAGAACUACCGCGUCACUUUGGCUGAGAAAGCCAUCCCUGCUGCGGACCUGUCCGAGCAGAUCUCCACCGCGGGCACGGAGGCGUCGGGCACAGGCAACAUGAAGUUCAUGCUGAACGGCGCCCUCACCAUCGGCACCAUGGACGGAGCCAACGUGGAGAUGGCAGAGGAGGCGGGCGAGGAGAACCUCUUCAUCUUUGGCAUGAGGGUGGAGGAUGUGGAGGCCAUGGAUAAGAAGGGAUAUAAUGCAAGCGAGUACUACAACCGCCUCCCCGAGCUGAAACAGGCUAUGGAUCAGAUAGCUGGGGGCCACUUCUGCCCCAGUGAACCCGAACUCUUCAGUGACCUGGUCGACAUGCUCAUGAACUAUGACAGGUUUAAGGUCUUUGCUGACUUUGAAGAUUACAUCAAAUGCCAGGACAAAGUUAGUGCUUUGUAUAAGAACACUAAAGAGUGGACAAAGAAAGUGGUGCUCAACAUCGCCGGCUGCGGCAAGUUCUCCAGUGACCGCACCAUCGCCCAAUACGCUCGUGAGAUCUGGGGAGUGGAGCCUACCAUGGAGAAGAUCCCUGCCCCCGAUGACUAAAGUCCUGCUCCCCCCCCACUUAACUCACCUCACCCCACCCAAAUGAACCUACUCCCACUCAUAAAAGGGCAUAGCGUUAGCUUUAGCAUUAUAACCUGUGCCUGAAAAAGCUUCCCACUCAUAGUUAUUGUCCUCUCCAUGACAACGCAUUUAUCUAUGUAUUACAGUUUCUUUGGCGUAGUUGAUGAUGAGUGAAUGUAGCAAAAACUGUUUUCCAGUAGUUGGUUUACAAGCAUAGCAAACUUCACUCGUAACACAUUUUCACAAUCUUUUAACCCAAAACUCUAGUAGGAGUAGGUGUGAUUAUUCAACGUCAAUACUGUUCAGCGCAUUAGAUGUGGGCCAGUGUGUGAGUGUGUGCGUCCACUAGUGCAAACCUGUUUGACCCGUUCUCCUUCGAUGACCAGUUUAGAUAACCUUGUCCGAUCACCAGCAACUUUCCUCUGUAAUUUAGCACUGGUCAGAUUCUUGACCAAAGUUCACCGGGAUAACUCGAUCACAAUUAAGAUGGGAUCAAGCAUGACUGUCUUCCUUAUCAGACCACUGUGAGUCACACAGUAGCCUUUUAACAGUAGUUGGCAUGACAUACGUAUACACUGUGAUGUUACCUAAAGACAAGCAGACACUAUGUAUAACGAGAGAGAGAGUUACGGAAGGUUGACUUCUGCUUUAUCAUCCGUUACAUUAUAUCUCAAGCUAAUUUUUCUGGUUGUGAUUCAAGUUUAGCUCAUACACUUCAAACCCAGUCGAACUCCUGAAACCUUUCUCGUGACAUCACGUAGGUGUGGUUUUGAUGGCUGUAGAGUGUUUACCAUAUUGUUUGUUUGUUUGUUUGCUUGUGCCGUGUUGGUGACAGGGGCUGCAGCAUUCAGUCCCCUCGGUAUACAAAAUUACUCAUCCUCCUGCCUCUGUCGAUGGUGCCUCUGUUGUUGGCUAGUCUGUUACUUCUCACUGAUGACGUCGGCUGUUGUAUCGCUGUUCCUGAAGUAGUCGUCUGCUUUGUGGCAACUCUCGUUCUCUCACAGCAAAGUCCUCUGACACUGCCUUCUCCUACACCCUCUCUGCCUCACCACCUCUCUCAAGACUACUGCCUUAACUGAGUUCAAUGUGUGUGUGUGUGUGUGUGUGUGUGUGUGUGUGUGUGUGUGUGUGUGUGUGUGUGUGUGUGUGUGCGAUCACUCCAGCCCAUAAGUUCCCUUUGCUCCCAGUGUAUGCCUGCAGGGAGAAAAACUAAGCUUUGCUUGAUGUAACAAAAUGAAUCAAAAAGCAUGAUUGUGCCACAGAACUACUGGUUGCUUGUUUUGUGUCUGUAAGAUUAAAGCAAAACUUGAUGAAAAAUCUGAAUUCGAUUUAGUGGACAUGAACGUAUUGGCCUGCACAUGGAAGGGUCAGGCUAAAUAGAAUGACUUAUGAUUGUACCAGGGUUUGGGAUUGCACUUAAGGGCCUUUGAGUGACUUAAGUAAUUUUAAGUAACCGUAGGUACAAUGCACUUUCUGUCGGUAAAGGUUGUGUGAGAAGUACAGUAAUUAAUAACUAAUUAACAAAUUAAUCAAUCAACUAGGCAUUAGGUAUUUCGUACCCAAGACUACUUAAAAUAAAGUGUAUCUUGGUUUUGCCCUGUUUUCCUUCCAAUGUCAGAAUGUCAUUGUCCCCACUGUUACUGCUGAAGCCAGUCUUAGCAUAUAGCACAUUAUCCUACUGAUACCCUUAAGAUGAGCAACAAAAACAAAUAAAAGAGAUGAAGUCUACUGAAA